This is a messenger RNA of Plasmodium adleri (nom. inval.), 3288 nucleotides long. RefSeq names its product cytoadherence linked asexual protein 9, putative. Gene Ontology annotation, biological process: adhesion of symbiont to microvasculature. The record is from RefSeq and is a predicted model, not a curated record. The transcript has 9 exons. The coding region runs from base 1 to 3288 and encodes 1095 amino acids. NCBI's taxonomy places the organism in Eukaryota, Apicomplexa, Aconoidasida, Haemosporida, Plasmodiidae.
AUGAUUAUAGUAGAUUUAUUUUUGUGGUUAUGCAUAUCUAUUGGACAUUUUAUUACUUUAAAAUUAGCUCUAAAGAAUUAUAAAAAGUAUUUUGAAAUAGGAAGUUUGAAAUAUCUUAACUGGCAGAGUAUUUUAAAAUUUAAUCAAUCUGAUAGAUUUAAAGUGUUAGAUUUGAUUUGUGAUGAAAGUAGUUUGUAUGAGGGACAAAUGAAAAGAAGAGAACAAUAUUUAAAGAAUAAUAUAUUUUCGACAUCAGAAGAAUGUUCCGUUUUAGAGUUUUUAAUACAUCAUAUUAAUAAAUAUCAGAUGGAAUUAUAUGGUAACGUGCAUAAAUUAAGUUUGAAUGUACAGGUAUUAUUAGAAAAUAAACAUUUAAAAGAGAAAUUUUUACAAUUUAUGUGUAGAAGUAGAAAGGAGUGUAAUAUAUAUGAAAGUGAAAGAUUUAAACAAGAACAAGAAAAGGGUGUAGAAUUUCACGAUAAUAACAACUAUAAAUUUUCACAAGAGAAUGUUCCUGCUUCAAAAGUAGUUGAUCCAUUUAAUUUGUUUACAAAUUAUUUUUAUUUUAUAAAAUAUUACAGUGUUUUUAAUAGUGAUCAUAUUAUAUAUAUGCAUCUUUUAAAUUUUGUUGGAAUUUUAAAUGGAAAUAAUGAUGCUUACGUAAGUUCCUUGUAUUUACCAGGAUAUUAUAAUGCCAUUCAGCUUUCUUAUAAAGAUCAGAUUGGAUUGAAAGACUUAUAUCAAAAUCUUGUAAAAUGUGUUGAGAAAUGUUAUAUGAGAAAUAGAAAAAAUAGGUCCUUUUCUCACAGAAUUGCUUCAAUUUUUCGUCAUAAGAAAUUUGAUAGUUCAAAAUGUAGUAUUUGUGAAGGAACCCUAUUAUAUAUAAAUAAUCAAUCUCAGGAUAAAAUAUCUAUGGCACAGAAAUUUUAUAUAUAUGUAACAAAAAUACUAAAAGUCAAUAAUAUAAGUUCCUUUAUAACAAAUAUGAAUAUUUAUGAGGAUUAUAGUAAUUUCUUAAUGCACGAUUUAAAUUGGUAUACCUUUUUAUUCUUAUUUAGAAUGACAACAUAUAAAGAUAUACCUAAUUAUAGCAUUUCUAAUGCCAUGUAUUUAAGUAUAAAAGAUGAAGACGAUACAAAAAGAACUAUGGUUACUUUCCAUUGGAUGCCUUCAACUAUAAAGAGAAUGCAUAAUCAUCGUAUAAAAAAAUAUGUAUCUAUAUAUUUAUUAGAAGAACUGGAAAAGCUAAUUGAUAAUAAAUUGAUAGAGAAGGUUAAAAAAUGCAUAACAUUUUUAGUCCAUCUAAAUGCAUUUUUACAAUUAGAUUUCUUUAACUAUUUAAACGAAACACCUGCAAAUCUUCAACACCCUUUCCCCCUAAGUAUGAUGGUAGAAGCUAGAUUUAAAGAUUGGUUUAUUCAAUAUCUCACUGGUUUCUUUUUUAUAAAUUAUGACGAUUCAAAUACAAGAUAUAACAUGCCUGAAAAUAUGAAACGAGGUACCUUUAUACCACCGAAAUAUAGUAAAUGGAAUAUUCACUUAAAAAGAUUUAUUGAUGAUGCCUUUUUUAUGUAUUUUAAUCAAAAACAUGCCCUAACAUUGUUCAAAUAUCAUAACCCAUAUAAUAUAAGUAAUAAGAUUAUGCUAAUGAGAGAUACAUAUGAAUUAUAUACAAAAAAUUAUGAUAAACUUAUCUUUGGAGCUGAUAUUAUGCUUUUAAGAAAAACAUUUUCUUGUACUCCCAUGUCUAGUAAAGUAUGGGAUAGAGUUAAAUAUUUUUUGCAUAAUAUUAUUGGAAACCCUCUCAACUAUUACAAACAUGGUCUUAUAUAUGCAUAUACCUUAAAUAAAGCAAUGUUAAAAGAAGUCGUAAAUGAUUUUUUUGUUAUAUAUAAAAUGAACAAAGAUAUAUUUUCAGGAACCUCUUUCUUACAAACAGUCUAUCUACUCUUUAAAAAAAUACAAGCUACCUAUUUUUCUCACAGAAGAAAUGAUGAUGUGAGUAUGAACAACAUUUUCAUGUUUAAUCUGGAAAAAAAUUAUUCUAAAAUGAACCAAGCUGAUAGAGAAAAAGAAAUUCAUGAAUCUAUGGCAUCCAGAUUUUUUGCAAAAACUUUAUUUACAGUAUUUCAAAUGAUGUUCGUUAUACAAAUAAGUAAUGAUGUAGAUAAACUUGAUAGAAUAUAUGGUAAAGCAGACAUGUUGCGUUUAUCUGUACAUGAUGAACCUUUCUUACGUUUUGCCUACGCUUACUAUGGUAGUAUGUAUGAUAAAUUAACAAAUGUCUUUUUCCCAAUGCAUAUAAAAAAACCAACCAUCCAACUCAAAUACGGAAAAACAUUUAUUAUGGCUAAUUUGUAUUAUUUAUGUUCAGUUAUUUUCUCUAUGUACAACUUAAAUAAUUUAAGUCUUCUAUGUGAAUAUCAAGCCAUAGGAAGUUCCAAUUUCCAUUCAUAUAAAAAAAUGUCACAAUUUAUUGAUAAAAAAUUCAUACCAUUAGUAUUUUAUACACUUAAGGCAAGAACCGAAAGUGUUAUGAAAGCCAAUAGUUGGUAUAAUAUGGUUUUUAAUGAUUUUGAUACUACAGCAAUGUCCACCACUUGGCCCUUUUUGGGAUAUUAUAUGGGAGGUAAUAUGUUAUAUAGAAAUAUUUUAUAUUUUCCAAAUCACUUACCUGAAGAAUUAAAAAAACAAACAAAAGGUGUAGAAUUAGCACAACCAGAUUAUGAACCUUCUGUUCAUAGUAUUGAUUGGCAAGUAGGAUAUGCCAUUAGUCAUGGUUUAUCCCUUUCAUUUUUUACAUAUGGUAUGAUGAAAGCUUAUGCUUAUUUUGAAAAUGUUAUAUUUUUCUUGAGAAACUCUAUCCGUAUUUUUGAUAGGUUUUAUUCAAUUUUAGAAAAUUAUGUGUGUAUGUAUAUUAAAAGAUUAUUCAAUAAAUUGACUGUUGAUAAAUUACUCAAGGCAAUGUCAAGAGCAUAUACAUCUACUAAAAAGGAAGGUGCUUAUGAAGAAGCAAUGUUAUCGAGAGUUCGUGAUAAAGAGAAGGUAGAAAAGGAAGUAGAAGAGGAUAAACGUACUGACUUAUCUACUCUUCCAACAUUUGAUAUAAUGGAUUUUGAAAAGAAUACAAAUUAUAUGUAUAAGGAUAAUGAAGAUUAUUUUGAUGAUUUAGAUGAUAACGAAGAAUUUUUAAAUAGUAAGGAUCUUCUAUAUUAUGAUGAUGGUAUAGAUAGAACAAAACGUUAUGAAUUAAUUCCUUUGGCACGUUAUCGUUAUGAUCCUUUUUAA